GGCAUUUCACGUGCCGUAGUCGAUGGUGCAACUAAGACUUUUGUCUGUAUAGGGAUUUGAUCAUGCUUUCGGUUCGUUCACAUGAUUGAUGUGUGCAUUGGAAUUCGAUUGCUUCUGUCUAAGACAACGACCUCAUCGGAUGUUUUGUUUGUCAUACGAAACGAAGUCUGCGAAUACGAUUUGUUCGACAGCCAUCGCUAUAUAUAAGAACCUCAACUUCAUCGGGACAACGACAUCAAUCGAUCAUAGUGAUCAUCAUCAACAUGAGCGGAUCUAUCAUUCCAACUUCCGACGAUCGUAUCGUUGAGCCUAUCGAAGAGGCCAUCAUCAUCUUCGACGAUCUUCUGGACAAACUACGCAUGUUUCUUGCCGCACAUGGACCGGAGAUCGAUGCAUUCCGCUCCUCCAACCCACCCAAAGUCACUGUUAGUGACACCAUGCAGAACAUCCUUCACGGGUUCGGUGGCCGCGGUCUCGUCAGCCUUGCCAAAAGUCCCGUCCCAGACUCUCUCGAGGCUUUCAACGAGAUGGGCCCCAAGAUCUCUCAGCAGAGUAUCAACACCUCCAACGCCAUGCUGCCCCAUAUCAUCUACAGAAUCACCGACGCCCCUGAGAUACCUGCUGGAGAGUCAGACAAGAUGGCCGAUGCUACUGUGCCCGAGCUGUAUACCGCCAUCUGCCCCCGUCUCGCUCUCGGCAACGACGUCCACAUGACUUUCAAGAGAGUUGGAAAGGCCACCCUUGAAGGACUGCAGCGUAUGAAGGAGCAGAAGGAGGAGUGGGCAUCGAUUUGGGAGGAUGGAAUGAAGUUGUUUGAGCCCGAGACCGUGGCUCUCAGCUUCAACCAGAUCCAGGGGGCUUUGAAGAAUCUGGAGGAAACCAUGAAGGGAUGUCUCCGUAACAUCCACGCUCUCCAGAUGAAGAAGGGAUGGUAGAGCAUCUAGCUUCUUCCACGGAGUCUGGUUGUUCAAAAGCCAUAGAAAGGCACAAUCAAGAGCGACAUUAUGUUCUUCCUCGC
Messenger RNA from Aureobasidium subglaciale EXF-2481, 1018 nucleotides. RefSeq lists its product as uncharacterized. Bases 264 to 935 code for a protein of 223 amino acids. The record is from RefSeq and is a predicted model, not a curated record. Lineage: Eukaryota; Fungi; Ascomycota; Dothideomycetes; Dothideales; Saccotheciaceae. The transcript is spliced from 3 exons.